This is a messenger RNA of Helianthus annuus (common sunflower), 451 nucleotides long. RefSeq lists its product as uncharacterized. The record is from RefSeq and is a predicted model, not a curated record. NCBI's taxonomy places the organism in Eukaryota, Viridiplantae, Streptophyta, Magnoliopsida, Asterales, Asteraceae. The transcript is spliced from 4 exons. Bases 149 to 451 code for a protein of 100 amino acids.
AGAUUUUCUCUCUCUUCCAUCAUUCUCUUUCUAAAACCAAUUUCUCUUCCAUCAUGCUCACAAUCGCCCUAAUUCCCCCAAAUCUCAACCGGAUUUUCUCUCUCUUCCGUCAUUCUCUUGCUAAACUUUGAGCUCAGUCUCAUCAGCAAUGGCGCCUCUUUCAUCUCUACAUUCUCAUCUUCACAAUAUUCCAUCUUCACCUGUUGUUCCUCACAUUACAGGAUCCAAGAAACCCCAUCAUCAAAAUCUCAUCUUUUGCAAGACCCAUCAACAACAUCAAGAUUUAUGCUUAAAUGUUGAAGAUGGAUCUCUAAAAGUUCAAAGAAGAGGUCUUUUGAUGCACACUGUAUUUGGUUCAUUAUUUGCACCUGCAAUGGUUCCACUUGCACUUGCAGAAGAAGCUGUUCCAGAGGGUUACCAAAUCUACACCAUUUUUUUUGUGGGUGUUUGA